AUGCCCGUCCAGGGGAGGCGCACCUCCUGCUACCACUGGUGCAGCGACUUCAUAUGCGCGCACGCCAUCUUCGCCGGCGGGUUCGUCACCGCGCCGGUGGCCGUGAUGCACCUCGUCAAGCGGCCCUACUCCGGCCACGCCAUCCUGUUCGCCGCCUUCGCCGCGUUCUGCACCACCCUCACCUUCCUCCUCUGCUGCAGCUUCUAUGCGGAGCUCAAGCGGCCGCCCUGGCCCCGGUGGCUGGCGCCCACGGAAGCGUCCACGGUGGAGCGCGAUCGUCGUCGUCAGCAGCACGGCCGCGAGUCGUCGCACGAGCAGCUCCGCCACCCCGAGCUGACGGUGAUGUCGCGUGACGACCUUCGGGCCGCUCUGGCCGCGAACCGCGUCCCGAGCUACGCCUACGAGCACCCGGAAGAGGGCGCCGCCGCUGAGUGCGCGGUGUGCCUCGGCGAGGUGGACAAGGGGGACUCUGUGCGACGGAUGCCGCUGUGCCUUCACGUGUUCCACACCGAGUGCAUCGACCAGUGGCUGCGCUCGCACGCGACGUGCCCGAUCUGCCGGUGCAGCGUGAUCCCUCCGCCUGAACGGCCACCGGAGGUGGUGCUGGACGUAGGGUCGUGA
This is a messenger RNA of Lolium rigidum, 621 nucleotides long. Its product is annotated as E3 ubiquitin-protein ligase EL5-like. The record is from RefSeq and is a predicted model, not a curated record. Lineage: Eukaryota; Viridiplantae; Streptophyta; Magnoliopsida; Poales; Poaceae. The transcript has a single exon. Gene Ontology annotation, biological process: protein ubiquitination. Bases 1 to 621 code for a protein of 206 amino acids.